CCGAAGGCCUUAAAUAAAAUCUCAAGUCACCCCCGAGAGUCCCACUAUAAAUCUACGGCCCGUCUCCUGCAACCGUACCCCAACUUGGCUCCGGUCCUUAUCCGUGGGAUUUUCUGGGCUCAGCAUCUUCUGCACAUGCGCAGAGCUACUUUUCCAACCCCCCCUUUUUCGCGCCCAACGUGUAACUAAUGAGAGAGGAAAGAUACAGAUUCCCCCAUUGGCAAGGGGGAGGGGCUUAAAAAGUUUGCCGCACGUGGUGGAAAAAAAGUUUAUUUCUCGAUUCUUUCUUUUAGCGUAUUCAUUUAUUUAUUUAUUUUUUCCCCUCGACUUUACAAGCGGACGUGAAACUUUCUGGGUGAUAGUAACAUGUAAGGAAGGUAGAGACAUAUAAUAAAGCAGAGAAGUUGAAGUGUCGUUUUGAUUAGUUAUUAAUUAUAAAGAGAAAGAAUUUUGUUUUCACAAUUUUCACGUAAUUCGGAAAUACGUUAUAAACAUACGUCAAUAUUAAAUUCUCCACUGUGAUUAUUGGAUCCAGUUAUCAAAGUUAAUGAAAAGAAAAUCACAUCGAAUGUUUUGUUUUGCCAAUUUAUGGAUACAGCAGAGUUUUAAACAGUUUUUUCUCCUUCGAAGGAAAUAAUAAAUUGGAAGCUUCUAAAAUCACAGUCGUACAGGAAGCGUUAAGUUUCAGAUCGAGAUCUGGACUCAAAUCAUGAUGGUACCCGAGAUGAGGAGUUGUCGUUACCAAAAAUCUCCACCGUCUACAUCGACUCCACCUUAUGUGACCAGCACAACUCCGCAAGGACCUUUCGGACUAUCCUUUGGUCCACCAGACUAUUACAGGACACCUCCAGAUUUUCUCCACCCAUACAGUUCGAGAUAUUAUGGUACCAACGAAUCAGCAGAAGCGUCAUAUCAUUUGAAACAUUCAUUAUCCCAACAUUAUGGAAUGAAUAACAUUCCUCAAGCAGAUAGCAUGAAUGGAAAUUAUGACUGCUAUGAAAAGAAGAUAAUAGAAACAACACAGAGGUGCCAGUCGGCAGAAAUAUCAACGUCAACGGAAGAAAACAGGAACUGUAUGGAAGCUCACGAUGCAAGACUGCGUCCAGUCCUUGAAGAGAGUAACAGCAACCUAGCCAGCUCUUUUGCUUCCAGUUCGUCAGCUUCCACUUCACCUACAGUAGCUCCUCCUUAUCCCCAUAUGGGAAGAGAUUGCCUACGUCACGGUGAUUUUGCUUCGUCUCACUGCCACUUUUUCCCCCAGCAACAGCCCAUGCAGUCUCAAUCCACGCGUCCAGCUUCCAGCAGUGAAGACGAUGGACCAAAUGAAGAGGAGGAGGAAGAGGACGAGCAACACGUGCUGGCGCCGCCCUCCAUUCACAGGGGGCCAGCGCCCCUGGAGAUACACGGGGCGACCGAUGGUAGCAAUGGGGGACGACGCUGUCUUCUUUGGGCGUGUAAAGCAUGCAAGCGAAAGACGGUGACGGUCGACCGGCGAAAAGCCGCAACGAUGCGUGAAAGGAGACGGCUGAGAAAGGUUAACGAGGCAUUUGAAACCCUGAAACGAAGAACAAGUCCAAAUCCGAAUCAGCGGCUUCCGAAGGUUGAGAUUCUCAGAAAUGCCAUCGACUACAUUGAAAAUCUGGAGGAACUUCUUCAAGGUGCUCAUGGGCUGAGGACGCGACAGCUAAUUGGCGAAAGGCGAAACAUCAUGAGGGACAUGAGCACCUUUGACUUCAGGAACAUGCAUAGCUCUCAGUUUACAGAUGAUCGAUAUCGGCAUUAUAAUGGAGAAAUACAGAAUUACAGUCCUCUAAAUGCGCCAGAGCCUCAAGGAUCUUCUUCCGUCUCCAGUCUAGAUUGCUUGUCUCUCAUAGUUGAAAGCAUCAGUCCGAAUACAAAUAGUCUGAUUACUACAGUUUCUAUGGCAACAGAUUCACGGCCACUCUAAGACUGACAACGAAGCGGCAGAUAUUAAAAGAUUAUCUUAAAGCAUUUCAAAUGCAGCUCAAUUUCACAUCAAAGUGUUGACUGUUCUGUGAUUAAUGUUUAUAUCUUUUAAACAGAAGAAAUUUUCAAGAAUCAUGGUCUAUUUUUUAUCUUCGCCUUUCCAAAACGAACAAAGACUUUUGAUGCGAAAAGGAAAACAAAACGAACUUGAAGCAUUUUCUUUUUUUUUUUUUUUUUUUUUUUUUUUUUUUCCCUUUUACUUUUUUAUCUGAAUCAUGAAAUUCAGUAAGAGCUGUAAGAGCUGAGUUAUUAAAUACAGUGAGAGAUUUUUCUAAGUAGUUAGUUUCUAGAAUUUCUACGACUGAAUUUUAGCAUAUGAGGAAUGAUGCAUAUGAGCAUAUGAGGAGUAAUGCUUAUGUAUCGGUGAUGCCUAAAAAACUGCAAAUAACACGGCGAAAUGGAUGUAAUAUUUUAAUUUAUGAGUAUUUUGAAUAUUUUAUGAGCUUUACGUUUACAAAACACUUUAAAUAAGGAGAUAAAAAUUGCGGUAGCGUUUGAUCAGAUCUCGGAAAAGGUGAUACUAUAAAUAUCUGCUACAUUGGGGGAGGGAAUAAAUCGCUUCACUGUAUCACAAAAAUGCCACAUUUUUCCCGACAUUAAUUAAUUAGAACAUUUUUAUUAACAUUUAUGCAUUUCUUUAAAUGGCUUUCCAUCUCAUUUUAUUCUCAGUUUCAUAAAAUAAAUUCAAUUCUCGUUUAGUAAUUCUUUGCAAAAUUAUUUAUGUAGUAUGAUUAUCUUUUAUUCAUGAUAACUAUUUCAAUUAUUGUAUCAUACAUAAUAUUUUUAUAUCUUUAUGCAAUAUAUUAAUACUCUAUUAUAAUUACGCUUUGAGAUGCAUAGAUAAUUAAUUGAAUGAUAAUAAGUCUAUUCUGAUCUUAUUAAACAUUUAAAUACUAUACAGGUCCGUAAUUACCAUGAGGUAGUGUUCCGAGCUCUGAGCUUAACGUAUAUGGGGGGAGGCAUUGAGGAUGGGAAAAUAUAUCGACUUUUUCAUAUUCAAGAUUCUAGUUAAAAUAAUUGGAGCAGAUUUAUUGACAAUACUUCAGUUCAGCUUAUGAUAAAUGGAGACACCUGGUCUUGAGAUACCAAUGGUUAGCAAGUAUUGUUCCACAUGCAUCAUUAACUAGAUUUAUUUUAAUUUUAAAUAAUAAUUAAUUACAUUUUAUAUUACAAUACAUAAUGUACUAGUAUAAAUUUUGAAACAUAUUUAUAUGAAACUGCUAUAAAAAUUGAUAAAGUGCAUUUUUGCAUUAAAACUAUAGAGUUCAUAAAGUCCACGAUUCAUAGAGUCCAUAAAGUUUGAUCAAACAUUCAUAAAAUCGAUCAUACAAACAAUCAUAAUGUCUUAAUUAAACCUUCACACACCUUAUGCUCAUAACGUUACUGCAUGUGAGCUUAUAUACAAAAUAAUGAAAUUUUAAAGAAGUAAAUAUGCUGUCAUUGCUAUCAUUAAGCAAGAUGGCGAAUAUUUUUUCCCAACAGAGCAAGAAGAUUCAUAAUUUUACAAAUUGUAAGAUGUCUUUUCUUAAUAAGGAAUCUUUUGAAAGGCAUGACAUUAGCCGAAGGAAAUUUAAUAUGCCAUUGUUUCUUUUAGGGACACUCCAUUAUAUAAUGAUCUGGAGACUGUUAAUAAUGAAUCAUAGUUUACUUUCAUCGCGUUUACGUACCUGAUGUAUGCACAUCAUGCAUCAUGCCCUUAGCUGUUCUCGUGACUGUAGCUAAGUCUUAACGCUUAUUCUCACAAUUGAAAUUAAUCAAAAAAUUCUUUCCGAAGCAGUAUGGGAAAGAAAAGGUUCUUCAGUUUAGAUUGUCUCUCAGUUAAAUGUAAUCUAGCCUUGUUAAAAUAAUUAAUGAAUUUCCUUCCUUAGCAAUUAGAAAACAGAAAUUUAAGUAAUCCAAAUGUAAAAAUAAAGUAUACUGAAUAAUUGCUAGUAAACAUUUUACCUUAAUUAUAUUGCAUAUGUUUCAGAUUACGCUCUGUAUAAUGUCAAACAGCUUCGGAUGUCAUUCACUUAACAGAACUAGUAUGACUAAACAGGAAUCAAAGCAUACCAAAGAGACAUAGCAGUACAUGACAGGAAUAAAAAAAUAACAUAUAACAGCACACACAUCAACGAGACAUUUAUCGAAAAUUGUUUCAUACAGUUAAAGUGUAUACAGCUAUUUGAAUUAGUAAGAAAAUGUUCAACGACAAUUACAAAGAAAGGGUUAAUGUUGGGGAAAAGAAUUAAGUUUGGCGUCUAUUAUCAUUUGUUGCCCAAUAAACUCUCCCCGAGUCAUCCAUGCUUUUAGUUAUGGCCCCGGUAAUAUAUGUUUGUAGAUAUAUGUACAUCUUGAGAGCACAUUCUCCUUAUUAAAUUUAAAAUCUCAUAGGCUUUAUUAUUAAUUUAUCCCCAACAAAGAAAUUAAGGGCUAUAAUUGAAAAGCCUACGUCCCAAAGCUUCAAGAGGAAUACCAAAUAUAAUUUCUAUUUAAAGCUUCUGUUGCAUUUCGCAGGAUGAAGACACAAAAUAGAAGUCCAUCAUUUAAUUUUAACACAAUCGGAUCUUAGUUAAACGGGACGUGGGUGAAAUUUAAAGGAGUAGAAGCAGCGGAUGGCAGAAGGAGAAGCUAAUUUUUUGUUAAACUCGAAACUUCACAAAUUUGUACGUUCUCACUACCAAAAUCACUUAUAUAAAAUCAUAAAUCUCCGGGCUAGUUUGCGGUGUUAAUUUGGCUAAUAGAUGAACUUUUAAGAUUAAAUAUCAAAAUUCGAAGUGAUUACACAUUCAGGGAACCUGAAUAACGUGCAAAUGGGCGGUUAAACAGAUAAUUAUUUUAUAUUUAUCAGUACCUAACAUGACCUCUGAUUAGUUGAUCGCUCGCAGCAAAAUGCCUAACUUUAGUAGUCUGCUUUGACAUUGUUUAGUUUUUUGACAGAGAGUUGUUAUUUCGAAGCAUUCAGUGUGUUUUCUGGCUGUACUGAAGAAACUCUGUGUCGCUCAUUACACGUGUUUUAUCUGAACUGAAAAUUUUUUCUUCGUGUACUCAGAAAGUGCCUAUUUAAUUGAUCACUACUCCUAGGUAUCGAUUAUCUGACGGAUAUUAUGCCGACGUAAAGGCCCAGGGGCACCUCACAUGAAUGAGUCUUAACUGUAGUUCCCAUAGACCCAGAUUCCGAAAUUUAAUAUAAAUUUAAUGUUGUUAUUUAAUGAAUACAUAUUAUCAAUCCUUAGAAAAUACAUUCUAUAUUUAGCACCUUUUAUGAAUGAGUCUUGACCGGAGUUUCCCAAUCGGAAGAACGAAGUAGAAGGGAAGCAAACAAAAGACCCGGAUUUCGAAAGAUCGAACACAUAAGCGGUAAAUAAGACUACAGUAAGCUGGAAUGUAACUAAAAGAAGUAAAGUGAAACGUGAAAUCCCAGUGUGAUACUUUACUUUACUUGUAACUUUACUUAUAAACACUUUACUUGUUUGGAAAGUUUCUUAAGUGUGAGAUCAUACUCGGGUAGCUUAAAGAAGAAUCUGCUCAAAAUAAGUUUCGAAUAACAAAUGAAGAGGAAAAUUGAUGAAAUACUAAAACAAAAAUGAAAAUGAAAUUGAAUGCACUGAAUAAAAAUAAAGUAAUUAUGAGAAUGUAAUUUAUAAAAUUAAAAUAGUCCUUAGAAGGAAAAGCUGCGUACAUCAGAGGAAGAGGAAAAUUAUAGGAAUAUUUAAAAAAAUUUUACAACUUAUCGUUAAAAAGUUAGAAAGAAAAGUAAGCUAGAAAAAUACGAUAUACAAACGACAAAUUGUUAGAUAGUGAAACUGUCUUAGCAAGGAAAAACAACACCGAAACCAAUGUCAGGUGCAGUGUAGCUAAAAUUGAAGAAAUCAAAAUUCUAGAAAUGGUCUUUUUCAUUUAGAAAAUUUAAUAUCAUUAUUUAAUGAAUACAUGUUCUCAAUCCUUAGAAAACACAUUCUAUAUUUAAUUUACCGUUCUUCUUAUAGUCUUUCACGUCUAGAAGUCUGAAUAUUAUUAUUUAGUAAAUUCGUAUUCUCAGUUCUACAAGUAACUAAAUUUUUCAAAUGUACCGCACAUCCAACAUAUUCAGAACAAACUUUUGCUCGAUGCAAAUUCUAACAGUCACAGUUACGGCGUGUUUGUUAGUGCUGAGCAGUUUAUGAGGGAAAAAAGUUUUAAAUGAAAAAGCCUGAAAUAGCUAAAAUUAAAAAAAAAGAAACACUAAUUUCCUUCAAAUUAUUUAACGGUAAAUAAAUUAGAUCUAAUAAAAACCGAAAAUGUUUCUUAAAAUUUCAUAUUCCAUUACUGCACCUGCUUAGAAAUGACUCUUGCCUUAAUGAAUGUGUUUAAAUUUAAGCGCUUUAAUUGUGAGAAUUUAAUGUACACAUUUGAAUUGUGGCUUUGAAAAAUCCUUCACUAGAAGAAAAAACUGAGAAAUAAAUUUCUGGCGACGAAGUAAGAGCGGCUACAUUAUUUUUUAAUGUAGUUCAUAUUCCCCUUUCAAUGUAGUUCCAUAUCCACUCGUACUUCACCUUAGCGGAAUCAUUUGGCGAAGACGAUAUGAACUGGUAUGACGUUUCGUGACGUCAGAUUGAACGAAUACGUCAUUGAAAAAGACGCAAAUUAAUUAUGACGUCAUAUUUGACAUUAAUUUAGUAUGCUGUUAGUAAAUAAGUAAUACGAUUUUGUAAAAGAUUUCUUUGGGAAUUAGCCACAUAAAAUACUUUUUAUUUUGGAUCCGGUUGAAGUCUUAAAUGUAAUAAAUUAACGUAAUAUAACUCCAUGGUUGAUUGCUAUUUACUUAAAUAUAUAUAUAUGUUAAUAAAUGAAGGAUUAUCUUAGAAAUUUUAGCAACUGUGGUAUUUUUAUUGGAGGUUCUAAAUUUUACUGUAUUUAGAUUUAAUUCCUCAAUAAAGUUAUUAGAAUUCAUACAAAGUAGUUUAAGCAAACAAAAUUUCAUUUUAUUAAAAUACCUCAGAAAAUUUUUGAUUACAUUCCUUAUUUUUUAAAUAUUUAUCCUAGACCUUGUACUUCCAGUUGCAAAAUUAUUUCAAAAGAUAUAUAAAAAAGAAGUGGGCAGAAUUUGACUGUAGGUAGGGAAUUUGCGAAAAUUAUAGGUAUAGUUUUAAUCUAAGAGUCUGUGAAUAUAAAAUCUAAUUUCUUACAUCUUCUCUAGAGAACAAAAUUUCAAUUAGUGAAGCAUUUAUAAUUCUUUGCUAAAACCAUUGCCAAGUUAUAUUUUGACUUGCGAAGUUCCCAGUAUUUUCUUGGAACCAGUUAGAAAUGUUAGAAUUAGUGAUAGUUUUUCCAAUUCGGAACCAAUAAUCGUUAAAAGGAGACUUUGUUUUCGAUUUCUUUCCAAAACUGUAAAAAAGAAAUUUAAAUUUUUAAUUUUUAAACUUUAAUUUUUGAAAUAAACAUUGUUGAAAAUUGUUUCAUUUUUGAAAAUGAACAAAAAGCGAAGAACAAAGGACUCCUUCAAUUUUUAACGCAGAUUGUAAAAGGUCUACCUUUUUCUUUAUGAUCCAAUAUUCAGAUUCAUUUUACUUUUCAAAGAAGCCUUUAAUAACAGGGAAAAUGUCACUUCACAUUUAUGUCAUUCUUGUUGAUUAAUAUAUUUUUAUGAUUAUUUUAUUUGAUUUUUUCCAAUCUCAGCUAUAAUUUACCUCAAAAUUCCAUAUUAAGGUUAUUUUAACUUUCAGAUGUGCCUUUUUUUUUUUUUCCUGAAAGAUUUAGUUGCAAAAUAUGAAAUUGUGUUUAUGAAGAUAAAAUCUCUUUUACAGUAAUUCAUUUUCUUAAAAUCGCUUUCAAAAUUGGCAUUUCUAAUGUAAAUUUUAUUUUAUGAUUGUAAACUAGAUUAUAUAUAUUAUAAGUGUUAGAGAUGAUGUUUUUAGUUUAACAUAUUUACUGGAUAAUUAAUGUCAGUGCCAUUAAAAAAUGUCUCAAUGUUAUCUCAAAAUGGUGCCAUAUUUCUAAAUGGUGCUAAUGUCCAUCAGAAAUAUGAAAAUAUUAUGUGAAGAUGAAUUAAAAUGUUAUCGGUGAGAAAAUGAAUGUAAAUAUUGUACAAAGUAGUUUAAAACAAUUGCUAUUUAAACUCUUUAAUUAAAAUAUUGUGCCUUAAAAUGUGGAGGAUUUUAUAAAAAUAAUAUUUUUCUUUCAGGAAACUAAAUUAUCGGAAGCAGAAUUUUAUUCAUAUAGUUUCUUUGUUUUUGUAUAAUUUUGCUGUUAGAAAGCAUAAUAAUAUUUUUAUAACACUGAAUAAAAACUGCAGUUAAAUUAAAAAUUUUUGUGUCGUGAAAAAAAUUCUUACUGUUGUACUGCAAAUAAAUGAGUGCCUUUAUAUAUGUACAUAUUUUUAAGUUUAAAAUAAAACGUUUGUGUGUACUGUA
Molecule: messenger RNA, 8378 nt
Organism: Stegodyphus dumicola
Lineage: Eukaryota; Metazoa; Arthropoda; Arachnida; Araneae; Eresidae
Biological process (GO): muscle organ development; regulation of transcription by RNA polymerase II; positive regulation of myoblast differentiation
Molecular function (GO): DNA-binding transcription factor activity, RNA polymerase II-specific; RNA polymerase II cis-regulatory region sequence-specific DNA binding; protein dimerization activity
Source: RefSeq, a predicted model, not a curated record